Messenger RNA from Onthophagus taurus, 690 nucleotides. NCBI's taxonomy places the organism in Eukaryota, Metazoa, Arthropoda, Insecta, Coleoptera, Scarabaeidae. The record is from RefSeq and is a predicted model, not a curated record.
AUUUCAGUUGGUGCUUGACAUAUUGCAAGAUUUUGGUCAAUUCGGUGCAUGUGGAUUAAAUAUUAAAUGGAAUUAAGCUUUAAAUUAAUUUAUUAAUUUUUUUUUCGCAAUUAAUUUAAUGUAAAAAUGCCACCGAAACCAAAACCGGCAGCUCCAAGUAAAAAAACUGAGCAAAAAAAGAAAGAGAAAGUUAUUGAGGAUAAAACGUUCGGUUUGAAGAAUAAGAAAGGGGCCAAACAACAAAAAUUUAUUCAACAAGUUGAGAAGCAAGUAAAAACAGGGGGUCAUCACCCAGUAAAAGAAGAUGCCAAGAAAUUAGAGAAAGAGAAAAAAUUAAAAGAUCAAAAAGAAUUAGCCGCCCUCUUUAAGCCGGUUCAAACUCAAAAAAUUGAAAAAGGUGCUGAUCCCAAAUCAAUCGUUUGCGCCUUUUUCAAACAAGGACAAUGUGGCAAAGGAGACAAAUGCAAAUUCUCCCAUGAUUUAUCAAUAGAAAGGAAAGCAGAGAAACGUUCUUUAUACGUUGAUAUGCGAGACAAAGAUGAUGAUGAUACCAUGGAAAAUUGGGAUGAAGACAAACUUAAAGAGGUUAUUGAGAAAAAGCAUGGAAAAGAUAAAAAAAUGCCAACAACUGAUAUUGUAAGUUUAAUAAUAUUUAUUAACAAUCAUUUUUUUUAAAUAUACAUUAAAAUU